Molecule: messenger RNA, 2556 nt
Organism: Pan troglodytes (chimpanzee)
Lineage: Eukaryota; Metazoa; Chordata; Mammalia; Primates; Hominidae
Gene: HELT
Product: helt bHLH transcription factor
Exons: 4
Coding region: 370-1353 (327 amino acids)
Biological process (GO): regulation of DNA-templated transcription
Molecular function (GO): protein dimerization activity; DNA binding
Source: RefSeq, a predicted model, not a curated record
UCCUUUUCCCGCCCGAGCUGUUGCCAUGCAAAUGUUAUUCCUGGGCCGAUCACGUGUCCUUUGAAGGGCCACGUGGAUUAACAAAGCUGAUCUGCCCCCAGCUCGCCCCCCUCGGCUGCUAAUUUUUUUUUUUUCUUAACUUCUUUAAAACUGAUCUUGAAUGCAUACAUCCCCCAAACGCAGCUCCCCUAAUCCUAUGGAAUAAUUCAACUCGUGAAUGCACUUGGAGCCCUAGAUGACCGCUUUAUAAGGCAGCCCUCGGAGUUGGGAGGCUGCAGUCUACCUGGGACACUCGAGGAGGCACACGAGGCGGAAAAGUGGACGGGUGCCCCGCGCCACCGCCUCUCCCGAGGGCGCGUACUGACCAGGAUGUCAGACAAGCUCAAGGAACGCAAAGUGAGUCGGCUGAGCCCAAAUGGCACUUGCGCCCUGGUGGUGGAGGCAUCUGACUCACCGACCCGCCACUUGGGUGGACCGAUGGCAGGGAAGUGCCCGCACGGGACUUUGAGUGUGGAGGAAUCUCGAGUGAGAACCCCCGUUUCUCAUAAAGUGAUAGAAAAGCGGAGGAGGGACAGGAUCAACCGCUGCUUGAACGAGCUGGGCAAGACAGUGCCCAUGGCCCUGGCGAAGCAGGGCGAACCUCAGGAGGCUCUGGCGCAGAUCCGCAGCCGCGUCCGCUCGCUGGUCCUCUCCAGCGCCACAGUGCCCGCCCAGCAGGCGCUGGGCCGCUGCGAGGGGCCCUUCCUCCUUUUGCAGAGUUCCGGGAAGCUGGAGAAGGCGGAGAUCCUCGAGAUGACCGUUCAGUACCUGAGAGCACUGCACUCCGCUGAUUUUCCCCGGGGAAGGGAAAAAGCAGAACUUCUAGCGGAGUUUGCCAACUACUUCCACUAUGGCUACCACGAGUGCAUGAAGAACCUGGUGCAUUACCUCACCACGGUGGAGCGGAUGGAGACCAAGGACACGAAGUACGCGCGCAUCCUCGCCUUCUUGCAGUCCAAGGCCCGCCUGGGCGCGGAGCCCGCCUUUCCGCCGCUGGGUUCGCUCCCGGAGCCGGAUUUCUCCUAUCAGCUGCACCCUGCGGGGCCCGAAUUCGCUGGUCACAGCCCGGGCGAGGCCGCUGUGUUCCCGCAGGGCUCUGGUGCCGGGCCUUUCCCCUGGCCGCCUGGCGCGGCCCGCAGCCCCGCGCUGCCCUACCUGCCCAGCGCGCCAGUGCCGCUCGCUAGCCCAGCGCAGCAGCACAGCCCCUUCCUGACACCGGUGCAGGGCCUGGACCGGCAUUACCUCAACCUGAUCGGCCACGCGCACCCCAACGCCCUUAACCUGCACACGCCCCAGCACCCCCCGGUGCUCUGACGCCCACUCGCCCGCCAGAUUUCUCCUCGCUUUGGGCGCUGUUUAGGAGAAAUGCUGUAUAUAUUGUACACAUAAUGUGUAAAUAUUGUACCCCAAAAAAACUGGGCUGGGGGAGGCAAAGAGCGAAUGAGUCUUCUGAAGGAUCUCUCCCUGGUAAUAAACGUUUUCUGAUAAAGACCCAAAGAGAGGGAUUUAUGUAUUACCUUCUGCUCAUCCACACCCGUCCCCUCCGCGGUGCCCAGGGCGCAAGGCUGACAGGGUUCAAGGUAACAGCCCUCAGUAACUUGGUGAGGGGCCCGCUGUGGAGUCUGAGGGAGGGGGACGUUAAAUGGAGGUUCAGGCAGAUAUUCUAGGCAUCGCUUAAGGGCGGGAUUCGCGGCUCCCUGCACCCGCCCCAUCUUGAGCAUUAGCCUCAGAGAAACAGGGGAGGCGAAGAACACUGCCCUUGGCUCUCACGAAAAUGCAAAUUGAAGGACCUGCCCCAAACUGACUUAGGCGGACUGUUGCCAGCUGCGACCCGGGCGCCCUCCCUACCCGGAGCCAAGUGCCCGACGCGCGCGCACCGCACGCCCGCGGGUCUGGAAUGCGGCGAAACCCGGGCCAGCGGGGCGCGUGGCUGAGUUUACAGAUUUAAAAAUCCUCUAAAAAAUACCGGAACCAAGUACAGUUCUGAGUUGCGGAUUAGAAACAACAUCGUUGAUGACAACUACUCAGCGCCAGAGGCUUCCGAGAAGCUGGCGUUGCCUUUUGCGCACAGAGCAGGCCAGCUUCGGGGGCGCUGGGCGUCUCGGCGAGAGGUCGGCACCUGCCGGGUUGGGAGACGCCCCUUCCCCACCCCUUAGGGGAUUGUUCCCUACCCGCCAUCCUUUACCAUUCGGACACUGGUGCAGGAUGGAGACCCUGGGGUCUCCGUUUAAGUUCUCAGGCUUGGAGAGAAAAGUCCUCCUUAUCCUUUCCCCAGUGAGAUUUUUUUUUUUUAUCUCGCCCCACCCAGAACGUGGUGAGGAAAGUUUGGAAUCCAGGAGAGACUUGGCUAGUGGUCUUUUAAGGGAUUGUGAUUUUCAGUUCCAGGACAUCUGUGCCCUACCCACAGCGAUGCAUCUACAACGGCAAAAGCUAAAAUCCUGUUUCUGUAAGACUCAAAGGGCAAAAUAGGGCUCCCCGUUGUUUCAUGUAAAUAGGUAAAAUAAACAAUGUAUCCAA